This is a messenger RNA of Knipowitschia caucasica, 1893 nucleotides long. NCBI's taxonomy places the organism in Eukaryota, Metazoa, Chordata, Actinopteri, Gobiiformes, Gobiidae. The record is from the annotation of a GenBank genome assembly.
AUGAAAACCCCGUCAGAUCCGGGGUUUGCGUUCCCGGAUUGGGCCUACAAGCCGGAGUCCAGUCCUGGGUCCAGGCAGAUCCAGCUCUGGCACUUCAUCCUGGAGCUGCUGAGGAAGGAGGAGUACCACGAGGUGAUUGCGUGGCAGGGAGACUACGGAGAGUUCGUCAUCAAAGACCCCGACGAGGUGGCCCGGCUGUGGGGGGCGCGCAAGUGCAAGCCCCAGAUGAACUACGACAAACUGAGCCGAGCAUUAAGAUAUUACUACAACAAGAGGAUACUCCACAAAACCAAAGGCAAACGAUUCACCUACAAGUUCAACUUCAACAAACUGGUUCUGGUCAACUACCCCUUCAUCGACAUGGGCUCAGGUCGUGGCGUUCCCCAAAGCGCUCCUCCCGUCCCGUCUGGAGGCUCUCACUUCCGCUUCCCGCCGUCCACGCCCUCAGACGUGCUAUCAUCCAGCGAGGAGCUGCGCAGCCCGGGCGCCAUGUACAGCGCCGUGAGCCGACGCAUGGCCCGCGGCUCCGUCAGCGACUGCAGCGACGGCACCUCCACCAACUCCGAGCUGGAGGAGGCCGGAGCCGAGGAGCGAGGCGGCGGCGGCAGUGGCGGUCCGGAGCGCGCGUACAGAGGCCUGCUCCCGCCGCGCCUCCCCCACGACUCUCUCUUCAGACUGUACGGCCCGGCAGGACUGGCUCGCCCCACGCCCAGAGUCCACGGAGACCCGCUCUCGCCUUUCCCAGUGUCUCCUCUGCCGGGGCCGGGUCUGCUGCCGCCCCUCUCCCCUGCUAUGUCCAUGACGCCCACCCCUCACCUCCCCUUCACGCCCUCUCCCUCCUUGGCCUCCCCGCUCAUGGGCUCUCACUUCUCCUUCAACGCGGAGGACAUGAACCAUUACCUGCAGGCGCACACCCAGUCCGUGUACAACUACCACCUGAGCCCGCGCGCCUUCCUGCCCUACCCCAACAUCAUCGUGCCGCAGCCGCACAGACCGGCGCUCGACAAGCACGCACUGCUCCACGGCCUCUCUCACCCCCUGGGGCAGUCGCUGGGGCAGUCGCUGGGGCAGUCGCUGGGAGCCGCCGACGAGUUCAAGUUCAAGCUGCAGCCGCCACCGCUCGGAAGGAAGCACCGCGAGACAGGAAGUACCUCGUCCGCGUCCUCCUCCUCAGCAGCCGCUUCUGGACCGUUCUCUGGGUCCAGUCUAAACAUGAGCGCAGGACCCCCAAAGAUCAAGGUGGAGCAGAUCUCAGACAUGGAGUCGGACGAGGAAGUGGAGGUGACGGACAUCAGCGAGGAGGACGAGGAUAUGAAUCACCACGACGAUGACGAGGAGGAAGACUGCGGCGGCAUCUUCACACCACUGUCCCGUCACCGCCUCCUGCUUCACCACGGCAACGGCGGCGUCCUGCGGCACCACAGCAGCGUCAGAGCGAGCACGCUGCCGCACGCCAACGGAGCCGCGGAGGAAGACGAUGACGAAGACGUGUUCAAGACCCCGGCCACGCCCCCCGCAGGCGUCAUGCCGUUCCCCGCGCUCAGUCUCAAAGCAGAGCCGGGCAGCAGCGCCCCCGUGAGUCCUGGAGGAACACGCUGCAUCCCCCUCAAGCUGAGGUUCAAGAGGCGCUGGAGCGAGGACCAGAAGACAGAGGCCGACGGCAGAGAAGCCGAGCGGGACGGUGAGGCUGAGGACAAGAAGGUGCGCGCUGACGGACAGGAGCGUCUGGAGGAGGAGCCGAGGGGAGGAGCGCAGGAGGAGCUCGCGCCCGCCAGAGGAGCAGUGAUCCUGGGCCUCUCUCUGCCACCGCCGCCCCCCCCCACCCAGCGCCGCGCCAGCUCCGAGCUCCAGAGAGCGACGGCGCAACUGUCUCUGGAAAACCCCAGCUGCUGA